UGAUGGAGAUCUAGCGAUGAUCGCGGCUGUACAGGUCGUAUACCCACAAACACACCAUUUUUUGUGCAUCUAUCACAUUGGUGAAAAUAUCAAAAAGAAAGCCAAAUCGAAACUUCAUAGUGAUGUGGCUAAAAAUUUUGUUGAAGAUUUUUAUCAUAUGAGAAAUAGUUGCACCCAAGAACUUUUUGAAUUAAAAUACCAGCACAUACUUACAAAGUAUGAACCCUGUCACUUCUAUCUUGAAACAAAGCUUUAUCCGAAUUAUGAGGCUUGGGCAAGAUAUUCUAUAUUAAAAGUGUUUACAGCUGGCACUGAGUCAACACAAAGGGUGGAGUCAAUAAAUGGUGUUCUUAAGAAACACGUUGAUCGAGGUAUCUUGUUGAAGGAACUAAUAAAAGCAAUCGAACAAGAAUUGGAAAAAGAAGCCAGUUAUAAUCGUAUCAGAGAUUAUUACGGAUCUAAUCCAUCAUCUGGCUUACUGUCUACUUACAAUACCAUUUUCAAGGCUAUUGAUUUGGUUAAGGAGUUCAAUAUUGAAGCUGAUCGUGCAAUUGAACAUUUUUAUGAUGUACCUCAAAUUCAAUUAAGCAAACUUUUAUUAGGUAUAUCAAAUGAGGAAGUACAAGAAAUUUGGGAGGUUUUUUAUAUUGCAGCAACUUCAGCAUCCAAAUCACAUUAUGUCGUAAUUCUUAAAGAUUCGACGUUGCUUUGUACAUGUAUGCAAAUAAUAAAUUUAGGAAUGCCAUGCCGUCAUCAAUAUCGAAUUUUUAUUCAAUCACCUAAUGCAAUUUUUCAUUUGGGGCUUAUUCAUACUCAUUGGUUUAAAUUAAUUCCAUCUGAAAUAAAGCAUGUUACGAUAUCUCAAGGAAUCAAAACUUUCACGUCUACACCAUUAUACCAUAUUAAUCGAAUUCGAACUGCUAAUAUAUAUACGCCAACUAUUAAAGAAUGCAUUGAUAAAAAGGUUCAAUUUGGUACUACGAUGUCACUAGCCAAGACCAGUGUUCAAAUUGCAGUAUCAGAGGGAGUUGCAGCAGAAUUAGUCGGGGUUUUAACCCAAUUCAUAACAAAAUAUCGUCGCAAUACUGGUUUGGGCAUACAAGAGACUCAUAGUAUACAAAAUGAAGAUAUGCAAACAAAUGCCUCUACUAGUGAAAUUGAAUCUGAUAACCGACAACCUCUAAUUAAUUCAGGUUCUCGCUUUAAUACUACUGAAGUUUCUAACCCAGAAUAUCACAAGCCAAGAGGCCAUCCCCCAAAACAAUUGAAAUCGUAUAUUGAAGAAGAUAAAGAAAAUGCUAAGCAACAUUCUAAUCAUGAACAAAGAACGUGCAGCUACUGUCUUGGUAAAGGUCAUAAUAUUCGUGGAUGUGCUCAACAUAAGGCUGAUAUAGUCAACAAAGAAAAUCAUUGA
Molecule: messenger RNA, 1414 nt
Organism: Cetraspora pellucida
Lineage: Eukaryota; Fungi; Glomeromycota; Glomeromycetes; Diversisporales; Gigasporaceae
Source: the annotation of a GenBank genome assembly